AUGAAGGCUGCUCUAAAGAUUGAUAUGGCUGAGCAGACAUGCCUUGCGAUUUAUAUCAACACGAGUCCUCAGCGCCAAGAGUCAUUCUACAACUUGCAAACCAAGGAGCCAAAGCUUGUGCCAAUCCAGGAUGUUGCUACUCAGUGGAACUCCACAUUCUUAAUGCUUGUACGUGCAAAGAAACUCCAGCAGACCUUCGAUGCGUUCUGCUCUCAGUACGACCAAGAGCACUUUGCCUUGAGUUAG
Molecule: messenger RNA, 246 nt
Organism: Talaromyces stipitatus ATCC 10500
Lineage: Eukaryota; Fungi; Ascomycota; Eurotiomycetes; Eurotiales; Trichocomaceae
Exons: 2
Coding region: 1-246 (81 amino acids)
Source: RefSeq, a predicted model, not a curated record